UCCACGCUCUGCACCACGCAUCGCAUCCGAUCCAACGCUCCAUCGCACCGCCGCUCUGCCGCUCUGCCGCACCGCCAGUCGCCUGCUCGCCGCUCGCCCUCUGCUCCCGCGCCGUCGUCACGCCUCCGCCAACCCGGUCCAUCACGGUUCCCGAGUUGCACCUCGUUCCGCCAGCUCCUUCACAGCAGCUUGCUUUCUGUGCCUCUACCUGUGUGUUUGCUCUCGCCUGCCUCUACGACAGCUAUAUUCCCGUCCAACCACCACGCCUCCCUUCGCCUUCCCCGUCGAUAUGGCCGCCCGCGCAGACAGACCCAUCUCCAACAUCGCCGUGGCCUUUGCCGGCCAUACUGCCUCUGUGGAUAUCCCCAAGGCUCGCGAUGGCGGGCUCCUCCACGCCCCCGACCUCUCCCAGCAGCACCCUACCAUGCUCCUGACGCCCCCGAACUCUAUAUCUCCUACUUUGCCGCCGCACAAGGCUCUUUCGGAACAUCCUCAUGGCUCGACGCGCGCCCCUGCCAAUCAGGCAGAUUCCGACGUCGACCUCCUGGACGCCGUGGAACAUGCCGCAGCGCAGGGCCACCCAACAGCGCUGUCCCGCGCUGCUCUCUCUGGCCUCGAAGCAGCAGGCGCCAUAACGCCUGUGAUGCUUGCGAGGCACCAUCUUCCGGACAUACUUCUAGCUCAUGGACCCAUGGCGAUCCGCCAUGUACUGAACCAUUUAGCCCAGUCUGUUCCCGGGUUCUCCAGGAUACCACCUGCGAAAGCUCGACGGCUCGUUGUUGGAGCUUUGGAGAGCCGUGGCGGCGGCGGCACCAAAGGAGAGGUUGAGUUCGAGAAGGUAGGAUGGGGCCGAUGGGAUGCACGUCUCAAAGGACACCCUCCCCGAGAAGGCAGGACAUCACAACAAGGCUCGGUCCCCAUCGCCGCGCAUAGCUUGGUGCGCACCGGAGUCUCUCCCCCAGCGAGUGUGCCCGAGUCGUACACUCUGUCUAGUGCAGGUGGCCUCCAAAUACCACAAGGCCGCCGAAAUACGCGCAACAUCUACUCCGGCAGCUGGGCAGGAGAAUCUGUGCUAAGCUCCCGCGAUGAAGAGAUGGAAGACAUGAGUAUGGCAGAGCACGAGGCAGACAAGAUGUCUCUGGAUGGAUCUGACCAUGACUCUGAAUCCGAAUCGUCUGAAAUGGCGGAAGACAUCCCAGGCCUGGAAGACGACCUGGAUGAUGUUACGGACCAAGAAGACUGGGCUGCCAUUGGUCCUGAUGCCCUCAGACAGGGCAUCGACUGUUUCGGGCGUAGAGACGCCCCUCGCAGCGUCAGUGCUGUGGUACGCUCAGCGCCAACGCGCUUGAAGCACAUAGGAUCCACGUCUGGCUCGAAAUCUGCGACCCAGCGCUCGAGGUUCUCUUCUUUGCAACUACAGAAACACCAUCAGCAUUCCCGCCCUGGGAGGCAAGCUACCCCAGAUCUUAGAUUUUCUUCUCUUUUAUCGGGAACCCGUGUUGGCAAGGGGGUUUCUUCUGCUACAGUCCCAUCGGACUCGUACGACCAAAACACUCAAGAAAGGGAGGCGAUCGAGGCAUUGCUUCGCAUGGGCUCCAUGUAACAACAUCUCCCUCCGCUUCUUAUGCGGAUGGACGUCCGUUUUUGACUUCGUUCGCGAAUCAAGUUUCCUGCUAUGGACACUGAGCAUCAUUCAUUCUUUAUGCUGAGCUUUCCAGCUGGGUUGGAAAGGGUCGAUUGGAAAAGGGAUCCCAGCUACCGAACGUCAAGCGCUGACUUCGGGGCUUUCUCGACUGGUGGAUUUUACCCCUCAAUUCCACAUUUUAGGGCCGUCUAGGCGGACAUAUUGCAUUUUCCAUUGCCCGUAAUUGCCAGUGUCUCCCAGGCCUCAUACACUGCAUGCGCUGGGCACACUAGCUAGAUAAACAUCUAUCCAGUAUGAACCUCGAGACCACACAAUCGGGUCUUAGGUGUCUCCUCACUUCAUGUACUUACGUAGAUAAACAACUUCUAAGAUCUCAGCUCCACAUGUUGAACUGGGAUCGUAAUGCUGCUCACAAAGCUUCCCCGG
Molecule: messenger RNA, 2071 nt
Organism: Mytilinidion resinicola
Lineage: Eukaryota; Fungi; Ascomycota; Dothideomycetes; Mytilinidiales; Mytilinidiaceae
Exons: 2
Coding region: 290-1603 (437 amino acids)
Biological process (GO): positive regulation of transcription from RNA polymerase II promoter by glucose
Cellular component (GO): nucleus
Molecular function (GO): sequence-specific DNA binding
Source: RefSeq, a predicted model, not a curated record